This is a messenger RNA of Racocetra persica, 142 nucleotides long. The record is from the annotation of a GenBank genome assembly. Lineage: Eukaryota; Fungi; Glomeromycota; Glomeromycetes; Diversisporales; Gigasporaceae.
GGUUUAGCUGUUUCAUAAUUGCAAGUUCCUCUUGUGAUAGGGGAUUAUUUCUUGGAGGAAUUGCUAUUACUGUUUGCUCUACUGAUUGUAGAUAUGGUCUUGAAUAUAAUGUAACUGCUCUAGAUGCCUUGAAUCGCGAUGU